UUCUGUAGGCUAAACCCACAUGUAUAAACCCCUUCUCGUUUGGAAACGUCAGCGACCCGAAUACUUUGGAAUCGGAGUCAAUGCUCCGCUUGCAAAUGGCUCGACCGAUACAGCACUGGCCAAAGAAUCUCUGAAUCUUCUUGAGGAAAUGGGUGGACAAUAUCCUGAGAAUGUCAGGGUGCCAUUUCCAGGAUCCUUGUACAACUUGACUGAACAAGCUGAGGUGGAGGACAAGGUGAAGUUUCUGAUCUUGACCUCAGAUCAUAUCAUCAGCCUCAUGGAUGCCACAAAGCAUUCAGUGGAGUGGAACACAAGGACCUUGCAAUAUUUCCUAAAAGUCCUGCACAGGCAGUCAACUGAGCUUAAAGAAUGCGAGGACCCAUACCAAAAGAGGCCAUAUAAGGAGUCUUACAAGAAAAGGAUAAAUAGGCACUUCAGGACUUUAAGGAAGAUUUUAAAGAAAGAAAAAUAUAGUGCUCAAGCAUGGCAGAAGAUCCGGAGAGCUGUGAAAACCCACCUUCAGAGGAUGAACAUCAUCGCGAAUAGCGCAAAAUCAUCAGUUUAACAGACAUCCAGACCUAAUGACAGAAGAAAAAAAUGUCUGACUUGUGACACAUUCCAUUGACCAAAAAAAAGUUGCUGCAAACAAUGCCUUACAAACAAAAACUGAAAAAAAUAACUUAAAUGGUACAAAUUUGUUUGUGUAUUCACAUGUUUGUAUUCCACUGCAAUGAAUGUAGACUAGAAUGUAACCUAGAGUAGCUGAUAUUGAUUAAUGGGUAGUGAUUUAAUACAGUGUUUACCAAAUAUGUUUCUUAUGAAAACUUGAAGUUACCAGAACAAACAAGCUAAUUGUUUCUUAUAAAUACCUGUGAAAUUUGUUCUAUUUGGUUUAGGUAAAAAUAAGCCUAAACUAUACUCAGAUAUUUUGCUAACUAAAUGUAGAAGCAUGCUAUGCAUUUCAGAUCUUGUGUAUUAAAAUAGUCAGCCAGCAUGUUGUGAUGCACAUCCAUGUUGGGUAUAUUACAUGAUUGAUAAGUAUUUAUAUAUCUUUGUACACAAUUUUUUAUAUGCCAGUAAUUUAUUUAUUUAAUAUUAUUUAUAGUUAUUUAUU
This is a messenger RNA of Labeo rohita (rohu), 1114 nucleotides long. RefSeq names its product interferon phi 1 (gene ifnphi1). The record is from RefSeq and is a predicted model, not a curated record. Gene Ontology annotation, cellular component: extracellular region. Lineage: Eukaryota; Metazoa; Chordata; Actinopteri; Cypriniformes; Cyprinidae. Gene Ontology annotation, biological process: defense response; response to exogenous dsRNA. Gene Ontology annotation, molecular function: cytokine receptor binding.